Portunus trituberculatus (swimming crab) is the source of this 769-nucleotide messenger RNA. Its product is annotated as DNA-binding protein inhibitor ID-4-like. Gene Ontology annotation, biological process: cell differentiation; circadian regulation of gene expression; negative regulation of transcription by RNA polymerase II. Gene Ontology annotation, cellular component: cytoplasm; nucleus. Gene Ontology annotation, molecular function: transcription regulator activity; protein dimerization activity. Lineage: Eukaryota; Metazoa; Arthropoda; Malacostraca; Decapoda; Portunidae. The record is from RefSeq and is a predicted model, not a curated record. The coding region runs from base 85 to 627 and encodes 180 amino acids. The transcript has a single exon.
CUCGCCUCAGCACCAGACACUGGCAGAGAAGGACACUCACACAUCUCCCUCUCCUGACCACAGUGACCACCACCUUCCACCACCAUGAACAGUAUCUGCCAGGAACGCAUGGCCGCUGCCAUGGCAGCUGCCCUCGCUGUUAAGGGAUCCAUGUCGUCCGAGAACUCUGUGGAGAUGCGCCGCUACCUGAACAAACUCAAGGAUUUGGUGCCGCAUUGCCCCAAGAAUCGCAAAGUGACCAAGCUGGAAUUGAUCCAGCACGUCAUCGACUACAUCAGCGAUCUGGAAGACACCCUCCAGUCCGACACAGAGUCUGAGAGUCCUCCAGAGAGCCCUGUGGAGCGGAUGAGCUUCAGUGACGCCUACGACAUGCCGCCGACCCACGCCUUCCCCGGGUAUCCGUCACACGAUGACCGCCACACAAUGACGCCUGCAGGAUAUUCUCAUGGAUUCGGAGGAAGCUCACAUGACGGCGGGCACAGCUAUGGCGGCUCCUUGGCCUACAGCAGCGUGGGGCCGGGUGGAGCGGGUUACGGCGUCGGAUGCAGCUCCCUUAGCGGCGCCUUCAGUCCCAUCCUGUACAGCGACCAGGGCACGGCACCCCCGCCACGCUUUGCCUCAAGCUGAAGUGUGUGUGUGUGUGUGUGUGUGUGUGUGUGUGUGUGUGUGUGUGUGUGUGUCGCGCUGACUUGUUUGUUAAUGCUGCCUGUGAUAGCCAUGUACAAAUAUAUUUAUAAUUUCUUAAUUUACGUCAAUAAAAUAUAACAAA